AUGUACAGGUUCAUUUUGAUGAUGGAUAAACAAGCAACUGCUAAAUCAUCUACCCUUUUCAUCUCGGAUGCUGUUAAAGGACAUAGGAAGAAGAGGGAUGGAACAUUACAAGUUGCAAAAUGGAAUGCUUCUUUAGCAUCUAAAAUCAAAACUAAAUUAAUAAAUAACUCAUCUAUGUUUAAAGUAUCUUUAAAACAAAAUAAUAGAGCAUUAGCUGUGGCUUUGAGUGUGGAGAAAGAAAAUUCUCGAAAGCUGAAGAAUGAGAAGAUUUUUCUUCAGAAGGAAGUAGAAAAGUUGCAGCUUCAUAAUAUCUUGCUUCGUCGAAAACUAAGCUGUUUGAAUAAAACUCUUAUAGAAAUAGAAGCAUUUUUGAAUUAUAACCUCUUAACUGCAAUAGAAAUAAGCAGUCUUUCUGAGAAUCGUCAGAGUUCUCUUCCUCUGUCAGCGGGUCCAAGUAGCCCUACUGAUGACCAGUUCAAGAGUACAUGUCAGUCUGCUGGAUCUGUAGAAUUGCCAGUGAAGCUUCCUUUAAUUGCAACAGCUAAUACAAAACAGCAAGAUAGUCCCUCUGUGUGUGAAAUACCAAAUUCUUAUAAAAGUACUGCUAUUUUGUCAAAGGAAAGGCAUUCAGAUCAAGUCAAGUUUGCACUACCAUUGCCUUCUGGUAAAAAUAAUCAAAAGUUAAUUGAAAUACAGCCAGUGGAAACAACUGUUGACAAAAAUAUAUUUUUAAAAGAAAAUAAAUUAUGCACAGAACUAACUUGCAAUAGUGCCUUCCUGACUCAUGUCAGAAAUACACAAUCUUUAAGACGGUCUGAGGAGCUUACAAAACAAUAUAAUGAUAGUUUAUUGCCAUUGUGUGGAAAUGUGACCGAAAGAAAGAAACAUACGGUACUUCAUAAGUCACAAACUCAACCUAAUAUAAAGGAUUGUGAUGAAAAAUGUAGCUUGAAUAAUCUGCCUCAUCACGGUAUCAACAGCGGUAGCACCACCAAUGACAUGAAUUUGUGGGAAAGUUCAAGUGACUUGUCUUGCAUUAUUCCUUCACCUAAGUUUAGCAAUGAAAGUAAGAUGGAUUUUAAGAAGCUGCUUUUUACUGACAAGAGGAAGCCUGAAGAAACUGUUUAUGGUGCUGAUAUGGAGUUGACUGCCAGUGAUGCAGGUGAACUACUCACAGUUACUGCAAAAGACAAAGAUAAAUUACACCGAAAUAAAAAUAGUAAUGCCAAUUCUGAUAAAAUAUUAGGAAAUUUCAGAAAAGUAAAAUAUUCUAAGAAGGAUAAAGAGAAAAUUAAAAGCAAGACUGAAAUCAGUUCAAAUUUGUGUGCAGAAGAAUGGCACACUAGGCCUGACAAUAGUGAAUUUUCGAAAACUACUGACUCACAAACUCAACUAUUCCAAAGUCAGACAGAACAGCUACCUACAGGGGACUCUAUAGGGAAACAGAGUUUGCCAAAUACCGAUAAAGAUUAUCAAGCACAAAAGUUUCCAAGUAAAACUGAAGAUACUAGGAGGACAUACCAGGUUAACUUAGUGAGUCCAAGAAAACAGGAGACGAAUAAGGAAACUAUCGCAGAAACAUUUGGAAAAAUGGAAAGCAAAAUACAAAAAGCAGACUCAAACUCAUCUAUGAACAAGAUCCCACCAGAAGUUUAUUGCGCUGAAAAUUUACCAUUCCCAGAUAAUACUUCUAAUGUAUCAUCUUUACGGCAGGACUUUCUGCAUACAAAUGAGAAACAUAACAGACCAAAAAUAAACAGGAAAACUUCUCAAAACACUUCUAAAGUGAACACAGCAAAACACUGUAGAGAUGAAAAGAGGCAGUAUGGAGAAAAUAUUUCAAAAAAGUCUCAAACAGAGAUACACCAACAUGACAGCAAGAGAAAACAAGACCAGAAGAAUAUUGUAAAAAGAAAAUACAACAGAAAAAGUAGUUGCAGACAAAGUGGAGAAACUGAAAGCGACAGCACUCGUAAAAUUACUCAGAAAAUAGACCAAAAGGAUAGCCAUUUUUCGCCAGGCAGAUUAAAACGUACAUUGGCAAGGGCUAGUCGGAAAGCACGUAUAAUACCGAAAGAAAGCCUUACACUUUGUAAAAACAAAGAAUUAAAAAAUAAGGAUGCAUUGCAUGCAGAAGCUGUUUGUGGAGAUAAAGUAACUGAAACUCAGCAAACGCAAGUAGCUUUAGUUACUCAUAAUGGUGUAACCGUGAAUACACCACAUGCUGGAAAAGCAGAACAAAAACUGGAUCAUGUUUCUAAAGAGACUUACAUAAAGACUCUGACACCUUGUCAUGGGAGAAAGGCUUUGCAAGAUCUGACAAAUACUAGUACACAAUCUCCUACUUCCUUACCUAAAUCCCUCCAAACUUUAGAAGAAAACUCAGCAGCACCAUCUAAACGACGAAGAGCCACUAUUUGCUAUAAAGAACCCAGUCUAGCCAGCAAAUUAAGGCGUGGGGAUCAGUUUACAGAUACACAAUUUCUGGAUUCCCCAAUCUAUAAAUUGAUUUUUGGAUUUGACAGGAGUCAUACUGAAAUUCGAAUGAGGAAGUCUCAUUUUGAGGAAUUGUAG
Chroicocephalus ridibundus (black-headed gull) is the source of this 2574-nucleotide messenger RNA. It is a transcript of the gene SGO2, whose product is annotated as shugoshin 2. Gene Ontology annotation, biological process: meiotic sister chromatid cohesion; meiotic chromosome segregation. The record is from RefSeq and is a predicted model, not a curated record. Gene Ontology annotation, cellular component: chromosome, centromeric region; nucleus; kinetochore. The coding region runs from base 1 to 2574 and encodes 857 amino acids. The transcript is spliced from 9 exons. Lineage: Eukaryota; Metazoa; Chordata; Aves; Charadriiformes; Laridae.